GGGCGAGAGCCGUUGCACUCGGGCCGCGGCAGCGUUAUGUCGACGGCAAACUUGCUAGAGAAGCCGCAGAUAAUCGCGCACACGCAGCAGGGCCUGAACUACACCGUCUUCGAUUGCAAGUGGGUGCCGUGCAGCGCCCGCCUCGUCUGCCUGGGCAGCUUCCCGCGAGGCACCGGCGUCAUCCAGCUCUACGAGCUGCAGAGCGGCCGCCUCAGCCUCCUCCGCGAAAUUGAAAAGUCAAGGCCUAUUAAAUGUGGAACCUUUGGUGCAUCUUCCCUUCAACAAAGAUAUUUAGCUACAGGCGAUUUUGGAGGAAACUUAAAUAUAUGGAAUUUGGAAGCUCCAGAAAUUCCAGUAUACUCUGUAAAGGGACAUGAAGAAAUCAUAAAUAGUAUUGAUGGUGUUGGUGGCUUAAGGAUUGGGGAAGGAGCACCGGAAAUUGUGACAGGAAGUCGCGAUGGGACUGUGAAGGUGUGGGACCCAAGGCAAAAAGACAUUCCCGUUGCCAAUAUGGAGCCAGCACAAGGAGAGAGCAAGAGAGACUGCUGGACAGUAGCAUUUGGCAAUGCAUAUAAUCAAGAGGAACGUGUUGUGUGUGCUGGCUAUGACAAUGGGGACAUCAAGUUGUUUGACCUUAAGAACAUGUCAUUGCGAUGGGAGACCAACAUUAAGAAUGGGGUUUGCAGUGUUGAAUUUGACAGGAAAGAUAUAAAUAUGAACAAAUUGGUAGCCACAUCACUUGAAGGGAAGUUUCAUGUUUUUGACUUGAGAACUCAGCAUCCAACAAAAGGCUUUGCUUCCGUUUCAGAGAAGGCCCACAAGUCUACCAUGUGGCAAGUCCGGCACCUUCCACAGAACAGAGAUGUCUUUGUGACUAGUGGAGGAGCUGGAAACCUUCAUCUCUGGAAAUAUGAGUAUCCUGCACAACGCUCUAAGAAGGAUUCAGAGGGAACCGAGAUGGGAGUAGCAGGUUCAGUUAGCCUCCUCCAGAAUGUGACAUUGUCAACCCAACCGAUUUCUAGUCUUGACUGGAGUCCUGACAAAAGUGGUCUCUGCGUUUGUAGUUCAUUUGACCAGACUGUGAGAGUACUCAUUGUCACUAAACUGAACAGGAUUUGAUCAACUGAGUUCUAACAAAGGAAAACUUUCAUACAUGUUCCUGAACCAGCUUUUAGAAGUUUAAUGAAAUGGCACUAUAUGCCAUGCAACAACACAUGGAAAACGUUUUUUACCUCUUCAAGUCAAAUCAUACUUUUCUGCAAACUGUGCCUUUGAUUUCAGCACACUGAAAAAAAGUACUGUUUGAUCUGCCCUACAACACCCAGAAUUCCCCAGCCAACAUGGCCAGCUGAGGAAUGCUGGCAGUUGUGGGGUAUUUUUUCUGUCUGAACAUGCAUAGGAGUGUACCUUUAAUGUCAGAGUACCUUAUGUUCUUUACUACUUUGUGCAGUAGUAUCCAUUUAUUGACACUAGUAAACAUGGUUCUGAAUAUGUAUUUCAUGUGUGUUUCGCUCACGAGUUCUUUGAUAUCCUAGAAAGCGUCUUUCACAAUUGACACAUUUUAGUACUGUAAAAAUAGUAUCUUUGUUAUGUUUGUCAGUGUGGUUUUGACAGUGCUUACCUUGUGCAUUUGAAAUUUGAAUGGUUAUACUUUAAUGGAAUAAAAUCAAAUACUUGAUGUUCUGUUACAGACAACGGUGUGUUUAAAAUGCUAUGACUGUACAUGAAUGAAGUAACAUUGUUUUAAUUUAUGCAUUUUCUAUACCCCUGCCAAAGAGAGAAAUUCAUGCUUGGAUGCAUCUCAGUUUUGAUAUUAAAAACAUUUUCUCAAAUUA
Messenger RNA from Varanus komodoensis (Komodo dragon), 1835 nucleotides. RefSeq names its product dynein axonemal assembly factor 10 (gene DNAAF10). Bases 37 to 1119 code for a protein of 360 amino acids. The transcript is spliced from 8 exons. Gene Ontology annotation, molecular function: ubiquitin binding. NCBI's taxonomy places the organism in Eukaryota, Metazoa, Chordata, Lepidosauria, Squamata, Varanidae. The record is from RefSeq and is a predicted model, not a curated record.